This is a messenger RNA of Prunus persica (peach), 1116 nucleotides long. Its product is annotated as putative RNA methyltransferase At5g10620. The transcript has 9 exons. Gene Ontology annotation, biological process: rRNA processing. The record is from RefSeq and is a predicted model, not a curated record. Gene Ontology annotation, molecular function: methyltransferase activity. NCBI's taxonomy places the organism in Eukaryota, Viridiplantae, Streptophyta, Magnoliopsida, Rosales, Rosaceae. The coding region runs from base 309 to 869 and encodes 186 amino acids.
UGCUCUAACCCAACGUCUCAUCAUUUUAGAAGCACGUUCUAUGAGGCUAGAAAUUUUUAUGGGUUUUAUUAGAAGCUUUGCUUCUGCUGUUGAACUCUCGGCGGUUUCACUCAGGGCCGUGAAAAGCCGUCGCUUAACGCUAAUUGAGAGAGAGAGAGAGAGAGAGAGAGAGAUUAAUAUCAGUAUUCGAGUUAUGUUUCUUUGUUGAACUGGGCACUGCCCAAUUGGCUCCUUCGAACUUAAGGGUAAAUUUGGUCCAAAUUUGGAGCUAGAAGUACCAUUUUUUUUUGGUCUUUCUUCCCUUCUAAAUGGUUGUCAUGCUUAGUGCCCGUCUUCCCACCAUUAAUUAUGCUCUUCCUUCAGGUAGAGAUUGUAAGUACACAGGUCAAGCAGUGAGAGCAUUCCCUAUACGAAUAAUAUCAGUAGGGAAAAAGAGAUCACAAGGUGUACAACUCGUAGUGGAUGAGUACAUUGAAAAGCUUAAGCUCUACUGUAGUGUUGAAGAUGCUCACAUACGGAACAAUCCUAAAAAUGCACGUGAUUGGAGAGCUCAGGUUGAUCAUGAAGACAGUGCUGUUAUGGAUCUUAUCACGUCUGACGAUUGGGUUGUGCUGUUGGAUGAGCGUGGGAAAGACAUAGGGUCCGAGCAGAUGGCUGAGUUGGUGGGGGAUGCUGGAAAUACAGGAGCUUCAAGACUAUCAUUCUGCAUUGGUGGACCGUAUGGUCAUGGAAAACGAUUGCGAGAGCGUGCUGAUGUUUCUGUCAAGCUGUCUUCUAUGGUAUUAAACCAUCAAAUUGCAAUAGUUGUGCUCGUAGAACAACUCUAUAGGUCGUGGACUAUUCUGAAAGGACAGAACUAUCAUCGUUAGCCUUUCGUUUCCUGUUCUGAACAAUGCUAACAGGGCAUCGGCAACAUAUACAUCAGAGUAAGAGUAACACACUGGACUGACAGGGUUGCUGGUGGCUUAAACGUGUAUUUGGGUUUGUGGAACUAGAUUGUUCUAUAGUUCUGAAAUUCAUACAUUAUUUUUCUUACUCUCAGUAAUGUAGUGGAUUAAACCUCAAUGAGAAAGAAAUUACAGGUAUUAAAGGAGUUUCAUGAUAGAUCGUUUCUGU